GAAGAAAUAGCAAAUUCUUAGGAGUAGUCGAGUAGAUAAAACCUGCAAAACCUCUCACUGCUCAUCAGCACCCUCUCAUCAGAAAAUGCUAUCUUCAAUUCAUCACACUCCGCGGCUCCUCCGCUUCCCUCUGAAGGUCAAAUGCCUCCACACCUCUCAAACCAUACCCCUCUCCUCCGCCGCUACAGCCACCCUACCACCGGCCUCCCAAAUCCUCACCAUCCGCAAAUCCCUCCUGGCCGGCGAGACUUCCGCCGUGGAGCUAGCGCAGACCUUCCUCUCCCGCCUCCGACGCACCGAGCCCCACCUCAAGAGCUUCCUCCACGUCUCCGACACGGUGCUGAGAGAGGCCGAGGAGAUCGAUAGGAAGAUUUCCAACCAUGAGGAGGUGGGCCCCCUCGCCGGUGUCUUUGUUGCUGUGAAGGAUAAUAUUUGUACUGCGGAUAUGCCAUCAACUGCCGGGUCGAAGAUUCUGGAGAAUUAUCGACCGGCUUUCGAUGCGACGGCAGUGAGGAAUGUGAGACAAUGCGGCGGCAUUGUGAUUGGGAAGACUAAUUUGGAUGAGUUUGGUAUGGGGAGUACUACUGAAGGCUCUGCUUAUCAGGUGACAGCAAAUCCUUGGGAUUUGACACGGGUGCCUGGUGGAUCAUCAGGUGGUUCAGCUGCUGCUGUUUCUGCUAGGCAGUGCACAGUAUCACUAGGAAGUGAUACAGGCGGGAGUGUUAGACAACCAGCAUCUUUCUGUGGUGUUGUUGGUUUGAAACCAACAUAUGGGCGUGUCUCAAGAUAUGGGCUUGUAGCAUAUGCGUCUUCUCUUGAUGUCAUUGGAUGCUUUGGCUCAUCAGUAGCUGACGCAGGGCUUCUACUCCAGGCAAUUUCUGGUCAUGAUAAGUUUGAUGCAACAAGUAGCAAGCGAGAAAUUCCUGACUUUACUUCCCAAUUUAUUUCCCAAGAUAAUCUCGAAUCAAAACCUCUUAAAGGGUUGAGAGUUGGUGUGAUCCGAGAAACCAUUGAAGAAGGAGUUGACCCUGAAGUAAUUUCCUCAAUCCGUGGUGCUGCUAGUCAUCUUGAGGAACUAGGAUGCACUGUGACAGAGGUCUCCUUGCCAUCUUUCUCUCUUGGAUUACCAGCUUACUACAUACUUGCAUCAUCUGAAUCUUCUUCAAAUUUAUCACGUUAUGAUUCUAUCAGGUAUGGGAAUCAAGUUGUUGCAGAUGAGCUUAAUUCCCUUUAUGGGGGAUCCCGUGCUAAAGGCUUUGGUUCUGAGGUCAAAAUGAGAAUUCUAAUGGGAACAUAUGCCCUGUCAGCUGGUUAUUAUGAUGCAUACUACAAACGAGCUCAGCAGGUGAGGGCCUUGGUAAGGGAAAGCUUUAGGGAAGCACUGGAAAAUAAUGAUAUCCUGAUUUCACCAGCAGCGCCAUCAGCAGCUUAUAAAAUUGGUGAGAAGAAGGAUGAUCCAUUGGCAAUGUAUGCAGGUGAUAUCAUGACGGUGAAUGUUAACCUGGCUGGUCUUCCUGCACUGGUUCUGCCCUGUGGAUUUGUUGACGGUGGUUCUGUAGGGCUACCUGUUGGCGUUCAAAUGAUUGGCGCUGCAUUUGACGAGGGAAAACUUCUUAGAAUGGGUCACAUCUUCGAGCAAACACUUCAGGGCUGCAGUUUUAUUCCUCCCCUCGUGGCAGAUGAAUUUUCAAGCUAGUCACUAAUUUUUGCAGCUAACAACCAUAAUUAUCCUAAUGGAGAUGAGGGAGAAAUCUCCACCUGGGAAGCUUUGUGCAGCAAUGGCUUCAAGCUCUACCUUUUAUAACACUAUCAUCUAUCAAAGGGACAAUGGCAUCUGCGCGAUACUAAACUGGAUGGAACUAAGAAUGGUAAUGCGCCUGGUUUUAUGUAUCUUCACAUAGCUACAUAAGUCUUGUGAAUGUCCUUUCAAAGUGAGCAUAUUUGAUUCGAAUAUUGUGAUACAAAAUAUUUAGCUUAAAUUUAAUGAACAACCAUUCGAGAAUGUGUAAUU
Molecule: messenger RNA, 2011 nt
Organism: Ipomoea nil (Japanese morning glory)
Lineage: Eukaryota; Viridiplantae; Streptophyta; Magnoliopsida; Solanales; Convolvulaceae
Product: glutamyl-tRNA(Gln) amidotransferase subunit A, chloroplastic/mitochondrial
Exons: 10
Coding region: 86-1696 (536 amino acids)
Biological process (GO): translation
Cellular component (GO): glutamyl-tRNA(Gln) amidotransferase complex
Molecular function (GO): glutaminyl-tRNA synthase (glutamine-hydrolyzing) activity
Source: RefSeq, a predicted model, not a curated record